GAAUUCAUAACCAAUUGAAUAAGCAUUGAUUUCAAAUAAAGCGAGUAAUACGUGAUCACAGAUCCAUUACUAUCACCACCAGCAAUGUCGCAGCAGGAAGACGUUAAAGACAUAGCCCAGGUUUUGAGCGAUGGGAGGUACGACCUUCCGAUGUUCCUUCGUUAUCUCAAGACCUUCGCGAUGAGUGGUACACAGCCCGACAAGGCUAUUCUGCUUGGGAUUUUGAUGCAGUCGCUUGCGCGAUUCCACACUAGUGAUUUCACGGCCUGCAUGUGCCUUGUCGCGAGCUACAUGCAGGAUUCCUCCAGUGUUGAGAAGGAAAUUGCCGAUAUUUACGAACUGGAGAACUUUUUAACCUGCGGCCAAUUCACAAAAUUUUGGUCACAGUGGAGCAAAGUCAAAGAACAUCUGCCAGAGUCGUUUCAUUUUGAGACGCGGGUUCGCACAAGCAUUUUGGAGUGUAUCAGCCUAACAUUAGAAUCUAUUCCAGCCGAGAGACUCGCAACCUACUUAGCUGUCCCUGUCAAUCAGCUUCCACGAAUUAUCGAAAAUGCCAAAAAACAGGAUGGUGAGUUUGAUGUAGUGUCGUGCAAUACAACUAGCGUCACCUUCCCCCAAAAUCUGUUUAAUCACCCUGAGAGCAGUACAAACCAGGAUAUGUUGAAAUUUUCAGAUGUCGUCACGAUAGUUGAGACAAUCUAAGGGCUUAGUUGGCACUUGUAGAGAAAAUCAUGGAUAAAGACGAGAGCUUUCAAGAGGUGUCGAAAUUUUACGCCUAAGGCUGCAGAUGGUGGCCCCUUUGUCCUACGUGGUUACUAUUAUGAUUCCUUGCGAGGUAAAAAGGAAGGUAAUGAAUAAGUAUGCUUCCCAAAAAGAAAGUGAAAAACUUCCAUUUUAUUGCAACUGAAUGUGUUUGGUUUCUUUUUAGAGUUGGAAAAGACUGUGAAAUGAUAACUAAUUUUGUGUUUAAUAUUAAUUUUUCUAAUUUUAAUUCCGGGCUAUGCCCUAUUAUGGGUGCAUGCAUUGAAAUUUCGAGGACCUUAUAAUGGGUAAAUGGUGGAAUAAUAUAAAGGGAAAAUACA
Messenger RNA from Phytomonas sp. Hart1, 1082 nucleotides. The record is from the annotation of a GenBank genome assembly. NCBI's taxonomy places the organism in Eukaryota, Euglenozoa, Kinetoplastea, Trypanosomatida, Trypanosomatidae.